Adineta steineri is the source of this 1374-nucleotide messenger RNA. The record is from the annotation of a GenBank genome assembly. NCBI's taxonomy places the organism in Eukaryota, Metazoa, Rotifera, Eurotatoria, Adinetida, Adinetidae.
AUGGAGACAAAUACAACAGGAUCGAAAAAUCUUGAACGUCCAAAAAUAAUUUCAAUACCAUCAUCAGUAAUAAGAGAUGGAAAUCUACCAUCUAUUAAUGGACAUCAAUCACCCUUAUUUAAACGUUUAAGUCAAGUUGAUUUACUUCCACCAAAUUCACAUGAUAUUGUUAAAACAUGGCUUUUUAUUCAACCGGAAUCAAAUAAACGUGUACAAUUUGCAACAGAUGAUAAUAAUCGAAAUGAAAAACCACGUACAAAUUCUGAUCUAAUCGAAUCAUUACCAGAUAUUGAACAACAUAUACCCUCGAAAUCUUUUGAUUCAGAAAACAAAGAUGAACUUAAAUUAUCUACAGUACACAAUCAUCAUUUCGUAUCAACAACUGAAGCUAAAUUCUAUCGUUCAGCAAGUAUUAACAAAACAUUGUCUAUUGCAAGUACAACAUCUUCAGUAUCAAGUCGUCUUCGUCAACCAAGAUUCGUACCACCAUCAUCACCAGCUUAUCAAUAUCAAGCUUCAUCAGAUCGAUCUUCAAUCGCUUUUACAAAUACAUCAUCAGUUAAAGAACAAACAUUGUAUUUAUCUGCAUUAGAAUAUGAUUCUUCAUUAUCUGAAUCUGAUCGAAAAAAAUUCGAUGAAAUUCUUCGUUUAAUACCUGAUGAAUAUGAACAAUUACUUCCAACAUUACUUAAAUUAGGUAUUGUCAUAUGGCCGAAAAAACUCUUUGAUAAUAAUGAAGAAUUAACAUUCAAUGAAAAAAAACAACGUGAUCGUUUAAUAACAAUUAUUGAUAAAGAUCAAGAAGAUUCACAGCGACAACGUUAUCUUCAACGUUUAUAUGGAAAUGUAUCAUCUGUUGAUGAUGUUUUACAUAAACAACAUUUAAUACGAGCAAAUCUUUCAUUCGAAGGACAAUUAUCAUUACUUGAAGCUUAUCGAGAUGCAAUUGAAAUUGAAUUAGUAAAAAAAAUUCCCAAUUGGAAAUCAAUACCAAUGCGAAUAUUACGACCUAGUCUUAUAGAUGAAACAGGUUCAAUAGGUCGUACAUCAAUUUUAGGUACUACAUUACAGGCGAAACAAAAAUUUCUUCAAAGAACUUCAUUACGUAAACCGAAAAUGAAUUCUAAUGUUUAUCAAUUAACAUAUGAAGAGACGUUUUCACUUGGAUUACCAGAUAAAAUCGAUGAUCAAUGGCAAAGAAAAUCUCUUGUAAAAAUUAUUGAACAAGGAAUGAAUAUUUUAGAUGAAAUAAGAAAAUUACCAUUAAAUCAAGAUGAAGAUAGUGACUUUAAUGGACAUCAAAUUGUACGAACAUUUAAACGAUGGUUAUUUUUAUGGUCAACUCUUUUUAUUGAGAAUAAAUGUUUAUUUUAA